Messenger RNA from Cylicocyclus nassatus, 466 nucleotides. The record is from the annotation of a GenBank genome assembly. NCBI's taxonomy places the organism in Eukaryota, Metazoa, Nematoda, Chromadorea, Rhabditida, Strongylidae.
ACAACUCAUACUCGCGUAUCAGUUGAAAAGCAGAGUUACGUCAAUUAUGAUUGCUGAAAUUUUUCUUAUCAUCACUCUCUUGUGUGUUUCUCGAGCAGAAGACUGCCUCAAAUGUAUUUGUAAUUGUGAGUCGGGAUGUGCUCCUGUUGGUUGUAGUAUUGAUGUGGGAUCACUUUCCUGCGGAUUCUACCAAAUCAAGCUCCCCUACUACGAGGACUGCGGCACUCCUGGACGCGGUGAAGGUGAAGAUGUGACAGCUGCUUGGCAGAGAUGUGCCAAUGAUUAUGACUGCGCCACUCAAUGUGUCCAGGCUUACUACGAACGCUACAAGGAUAAUUGCGAUGGGAUUGGGCAAGGACCAUGCGAGGUUAUGUCUCGUCUACACAACGGUGGCCCCGGAGGAUGCCAUACAUCAGCUACCGAUGGUUAUUGGGAUGCUAUCCAGAGUUGCUGCGGCUGCUCUUAG